Messenger RNA from Mytilus trossulus (common blue mussel), 1083 nucleotides. RefSeq names its product lactadherin-like. Bases 10 to 1083 code for a protein of 357 amino acids. The transcript is spliced from 9 exons. NCBI's taxonomy places the organism in Eukaryota, Metazoa, Mollusca, Bivalvia, Mytilida, Mytilidae. The record is from RefSeq and is a predicted model, not a curated record.
CGUAUAACGAUGAUUUUGUGUUGGGUUCUCGUUUUUCUACAACAAAUAUGGAUAACUACGGGAUCAAAAGGAGAGGUAUUGCAAAUGAAUUUUCCAAGUAUAACAGUAGCUGCACAAGAAAAGGGAAAUUUAACAGCUGAGUCCGGACUAAAUGGAGAUAUCCACAUCAAUCCAGGAAAUGGUACAGGGACUGUCUAUUUUGAAGGAAUCGAUUUAUUAGAGAUAGUGAAGAUUGUGUACAGUCUACCGCCAAUUUGGAUAAACCAUUCUCAUGUAGGUUUUGUUGGAACGUAUGAAGGCGGUAAAGAGGUCGAUAUACCGUUGAAAGUCAAGGAACCAUCAGGAGGAAAAAUAAGAUUUAGCCUUGUCGCUGGAGAUUUCCCUCCCGGAAUACAUCUUGAAUCAGAUCGAAGUAGGAUAUAUGGUAUAGCACCAGACGUUGAUGCUCAGUAUAGCUUUACUAUACGUGCUACUGGAUCUCGGGGGAUGUUUGAAGAUGCAGUUUUUAAAAUGGAAACUAUCGAGUUGCAGCAUUGUCAAUAUGAACCUUGUCAUAAUGGUGCUGUAUGUAACGAGACAAAUGUCGGUAAAGGAUACGAAUGCGUGUGUGCCGAUUUCUACGGAGGGAAAGAUUGCAGUACAGAUUGUAGACAGAGUGAGGUAGGCGUUUCUCUUCCUUCAAAAAUCCCAGAUGCUCAACUGUCGGCAUAUCUUUCUCACGAAAUGUCAAAUGCUACUGAAGCUCGUCUUGACAGUGAAGAAAAGGGUUGGUGUGGAGAAAAUGCGAAUUCCUGGCUUCAGGUCGAUCUAGGUAACCGUUCUAAGAUAGCUGGUGUUACUAUGUUCGGCUACAACACCCAGUAUCUGACAGAAUCCUUCCAAUUAUCGGUCAGCACGGACGGUCAACAUUUUCAAUUUAUUAAAAAUGGGACCUCACCUAUCGUUUUCCCCGGUCGAUCUGGAAGACUGUAUUCUAGCUUACAGGAUGUUACUACUGCCAGAUUUAUUAGAUUUCACCCGUAUUCAUACAAUGCUAAAUAUGUUCCAUGUAUGAAAGUUGAACUAUACGGAUGUGUUUUGUAA